This is a messenger RNA of Symsagittifera roscoffensis, 2356 nucleotides long. RefSeq names its product alkyldihydroxyacetonephosphate synthase, peroxisomal-like. Gene Ontology annotation, molecular function: alkylglycerone-phosphate synthase activity; FAD binding. Gene Ontology annotation, biological process: lipid biosynthetic process. Gene Ontology annotation, cellular component: peroxisome. The coding region runs from base 44 to 1849 and encodes 601 amino acids. The transcript has 17 exons. The record is from RefSeq and is a predicted model, not a curated record. NCBI's taxonomy places the organism in Eukaryota, Metazoa, Xenacoelomorpha, Acoela, Convolutidae.
GUUGUGAUAAACUUAUUAAAUAGAUCGCAACUGAUUUUUAAAUAUGUCCACUUUGGAUUCUAGGGCGGAGUUCACUCGCGACUCGCCCCUUCCCCGUCAGAAACUAGAAGAGUUGCAGUUGGAUAGAUGGGGCUAUAAGGACUGUGGAUUCUACCUCAAUGAAAACCAAUCAUUCGCUUUUCAAGGCGACAGGUAUCCUCUGAAGGGCGAAGUGCCAAAUUUGAAGAACUUCAUGAUAGAUGUCGUCCAAGCUAGUCCAGAUAACCCAGCACCUCCCAGGGCGGAAAUUAAACCCGAAGAUGUGCCGACGCCAAUCAAGCAGAAGGAGUUCUGUGAGUUCCUCGAGAGCUCUUCUUUCCACAUUUCAUUCUGCCCAAUGGAACGACUUUUCAGAAGCCAUGGUCACUGUGUGCAAGAGAUUGGCGCUCUCAGACUGGGAAUGUUGCCUGAAAGAGUAGUGGAUGCUGUUUUGUGGCCAAGCAAUGAGGCUGACGUGAUCAAGAUAGUGGAGGCAGCCAAGAAGUUCGACGUCAGUCUUCUCCCAUUCGGGGGAGGCACCAAUGUCUCCUUGGCUCUGCAGAUGGGAAGGGAAGAGCGCAUGUUGUGCUCUGUCGACACCUCACAAAUGAAUAAAAUAGUGUGGAUUGACGAGGAUAACUUGCUGGCUAGGUUCCAGAGUGGAAUUACUGGACUGGACUUAGAAAACGACCUGAGGAAACGAGGCUACACUGUUGGACACGAACCCGACUCAUUUGAGUUUUCGACUCUCGGUGGCUGGGUCUCAACGAGAGCAUCAGGCAUGAAGAAAAACACAUACGGAAACAUCGAAGAUCUAAUAGUCAAUGUUGCCAUUAUAACACCUGUCGGAAAGUUCCAGAAAAACUACCAAGCACCACGCUCGUCUGUGGGACCGGAUAUUCAUCAUUUUGUUCUUGGAUCUGAAGGUACUCUUGGCAUUGUAACGGAAGUGACCUUGAAGAUCAGACCACUACCUCAGUUCACCAAAUAUGGAGCACUUCUGUUCAAAAACUUCGAGGAUGGAGUCAAGUUCAUGCGAGAAGUUGCAAAGAAUAGAUGUGCGCCUUCUUCUAUCCGUCUGGUAGAUAAUGAGCAGUUCAGAUUCGGAAUGUCUCUCAAACAGCCAGUGGCAUCCGCAUUUGCAUCCCUCAAAGACUUCAUUAACAAGUGGUACGUUCUCAAGUGGAAAUCUUUUGACGAGAACGAGAUGACACUAUGCACGUUACUGUUCGAAGGCGAUAAAGAGGAUGUGCUGUCUCACGAGAAGAAAAUAAGAGGAAUGUCUGAGAAAUAUGGGGCAAUCUAUGCUGGAGAAGAAAGUGGUCAACGGGGUUACCUUCUCACUUUUCUGAUCGCAUACCUGCGAGAUGUCUGUCUAGACUAUCAUAUAUGGGCAGAAUCUAUGGAGACGUCCUGUCCCUGGAAUCGGGUGACAGACUUGUGUCGCAAUGUGAAAGAGCGGAUCAGACUCGAGUGCAAGAUCAAAGGAAUCCGAUUUCCCCCAUUCAUAUCUUGCAGAGUGACCCAAAUAUACGACGUGGGGGCCUGUAUAUACAUCUAUUUUGGCUUCAAUGGGAGGGGACUGAAAGACCCCCUGGCGCUCUACGAUGACAUUGAAACUGCAGCCAGAGAAGAAAUUCUGGAUAAUGGGGGAUCCCUCUCACAUCACCAUGGAGUGGGUAAACUGAGAGAGCGUUGGCUGAAAAAAUCGAAUGGGGAUGUGGGAGUGGAGAUGUUCAGAGCUGUGAAGAAACAAGUGGACCCCACCAAUGUAUUCAGUGUGGGAAACCUACUUACUAGUUCCAAUUACUCAACCAAGAGCAAGUUAUGAUACGACGAUUGUUUUGAGAUUUGAUUAAUGCUAGCGGCGAUAGAUAUAGUUCGCAAGAAAUUCAUUGCCAGCUAUUAGUAGCUUUAAUUACAAGACUAGAUCAAGGACGGUCGCUCAAAUUUUUAAACAUACUAACCUUUCUGUUUCAAAAAUGGACAGAAGUUUGAAAGAAGAUUUGAGUUUUUGACCUACACUGUUAAUUUCCUUCGAUUUUACUCUGGAACAUAGGUUUGUUAUCGACUAAAUAACACCUGUCCGAAAUAUCUGCUGGAAAAUUUAUCGCGAAUGGCAUGGUAAUCUGCAAUCAGGUGCGCACAAAUGACUAAAAUAUGAGGAGCCUGUGGGUAUUCUUAAGUGAGAUCAACAAAUGAGUUGAAUUCAGGUCGGGUCAGGUAUCUAAAUCUAUCGCCAAGUUAGCAUUCUAGUUUUGUUGAAACUGAAUAUGAAAUGGCAGUUCUCUACUUCUCUCAAUCUUCUUGCAUCAUAAUCAAGUUCAGGCUUUAAAAA